Capsella rubella is the source of this 1933-nucleotide messenger RNA. RefSeq names its product phosphomethylethanolamine N-methyltransferase. The record is from RefSeq and is a predicted model, not a curated record. Bases 280 to 1755 code for a protein of 491 amino acids. The transcript is spliced from 12 exons. Gene Ontology annotation, molecular function: phosphoethanolamine N-methyltransferase activity. Gene Ontology annotation, biological process: phosphatidylcholine biosynthetic process. NCBI's taxonomy places the organism in Eukaryota, Viridiplantae, Streptophyta, Magnoliopsida, Brassicales, Brassicaceae.
CUCUCUCUGUCUCUCUCUCUCACAUUCUCUAAAAGCGCUCAACGGUCUCCUGUGAGCCACAAAACCAAAGCUUUCGCGGAGAAAUCUGAGGGAAUCGAGUCUGAGGAGUUCAAAAUUGUGAAAUUGAUCUCGCUCAAGAAUGCAUCAAAGAGGAAAAAGAAACAACCGUAGGUCAAGAAGCUUCUCUAGAUCCAGACUCGCCGUUGAAGGCCAUUGAAACCUAUCGUCUUCUUCCUUCCUUUAUUAACCCCUUUUUUUUUUACGAACCUCUCCUAAGUAAUGGCGACACCUUACAAGGAAGAGAGACAUAUCCAAAAAAGCUACUGGAUGGAGCAUUCAAGUGAUUUGACUGUUGAAGCUAUGAUGCUUGAUUCCAAAGCUACUGAUCUCGACAAAGAAGAGCGUCCUGAGGUACUCUCUUUAAUCCCACCAUAUGAAGGCAAAACUGUGCUGGAACUUGGAGCUGGUAUUGGCCGUUUCACUGGUGAAUUGGCUCAGAAGGCUGGUGAAGUUAUUGCCCUUGACUUCAUCGAAAGCGCCAUUCAGAAGAAUGAAAGUGUUAAUGGGCAUUACAAGAACGUUAAGUUUAUGUGUGCUGAUGUAACAUCUCCAGACCUGAAAAUCGCAGAUGGAUCUGUCGACUUGAUUUUCUCAAAUUGGUUGCUCAUGUAUCUCUCUGACAAAGAGGUUGAACUAAUGGCAGAGAGAAUGCUUGGAUGGGUAAAGCCAGGGGGAUACAUUUUCUUCAGAGAAUCUUGCUUCCAUCAAUCUGGGGACAGCAAGCGUAAAUCAAACCCCACCCACUACCGUGAACCAAGAUUCUAUACUAAGGUUUUCAAAGAAUGUCAGACACGUGAUGCUUCAGGCAAAGCAUUUGAGCUCUCUAUGGUUGGCUGCAAAUGCAUUGGGGCUUAUGUGAAGAACAAGAAGAAUCAGAAUCAGAUUUGCUGGAUAUGGCAAAAAGUUAGCUUGGAGAAUGACAAGGACUUCCAACGUUUCUUGGACAAUGUUCAAUACAAGUCUAGUGGGAUCUUGCGCUAUGAGCGUGUCUUUGGGGAAGGAUAUGUGAGCACUGGUGGAUUUGAGACAACUAAAGAAUUUGUGGCAAUGAUGGACCUUAAACCUGGACAGAAAGUUCUAGAUGUUGGUUGUGGUAUCGGUGGAGGUGACUUCUAUAUGGCUGAGAAUUUCGAUGUUCAUGUUGUUGGAAUUGAUCUAUCGGUCAACAUGAUCUCUUUCGCACUGGAGCGUGCCAUUGGACUCAAUUGCUCAGUCGAGUUUGAAGUCGCGGACUGCACCACAAAAACAUAUCCUGAUAAUUCUUUCGAUGUCAUUUACAGCCGCGACACUAUUCUGCACAUCCAAGACAAGCCAGCUCUAUUCAGGACAUUCUUCAAGUGGCUUAAACCAGGCGGUAAAGUUCUCAUCACCGACUAUUGCAGAAGUGCAGAAACUCCGUCUCCUGAAUUCGCAGAGUACAUCAAACAAAGAGGAUAUGAUCUCCAUGAUGUUCAAGCUUACGGAAAGAUGCUGAAAGAUGCAGGCUUUGAGGAUGUGAUUGCCGAGGACCGUACUGACCAGUUUGUAGAAGUCCUCAGGCGUGAAUUAGAAAAAGUGGAGAAAGAAAAGGAAGAAUUCAUAAACGACUUCUCAGAAGAGGAUUACAAUGACAUUGUUGGAGGAUGGUCAGCAAAGCUUGAAAGGACUGCAUCUGGUGAACAAAAAUGGGGAUUAUUCAUAGCGAACAAGAAGUAACAUCCAUGUUAUUACCCCCAACUCUAUUAUCUAUCCUUUGGUGAUCCAUGUUUCAAUAAAAGUUGUUCCUUGAAGAACAAUAUUUGCUUGGUAUGUGUUGUUCGAUAUCUACUCCAGUCUUUGUGUCAAGAAUGACAACCUAAUUGGUAUAAAAGAAUUUCAUGCUGUCCAACUCCUA